Molecule: messenger RNA, 528 nt
Organism: Lytechinus variegatus (green sea urchin)
Lineage: Eukaryota; Metazoa; Echinodermata; Echinoidea; Temnopleuroida; Toxopneustidae
Product: dynactin subunit 6-like
Exons: 3
Coding region: 39-347 (102 amino acids)
Biological process (GO): mitotic spindle organization
Cellular component (GO): dynactin complex
Molecular function (GO): dynein complex binding
Source: RefSeq, a predicted model, not a curated record
AUGUUUGGCAUAAAUUGACUAUUUGUUUAUAUUCCUUAAUGCAUACAUUUAUUUUAACAGGGUCUGAAGCAAUUCGUGUUGGUAACAAUAAUGUUGUAGAAUCAAAAGCUUUUAUUGGGAGAGAUACCGAGAUGAGCAAUGGUUGUGUUAUAGGAGCCUUCUGCAAUAUCACCAGCCAUGAGAGACUACCAGAACACACUGUCAUCUUUGGUGAUGACUGCAGAAGAAGAUUACAGGCUGAUAAACCACAGGCUCAGACGCUCCAGCUUGAUUUUCUGAUGAAGAUUCUGCCCAAUUACCACCAUCUCAAGAAGUCCACCAAGACCAAACCAGUAGAGAAGUCUUGAAGAUCAAGAUACUUGAUUAUCAAAAGAUGACCAUUGACUGAUCCUAUGUGUAUGCGAGAUUUUGCCAAUGGUCUGUGACAUAUAUUUCAGUCACACAUAAUGCAGUCCAGGGGAGCGUUUCAUCAACAUUUUUGUCCGACAUGUUGUCAGAUCUGACAUCUUUCCUUGAUUUUGAUUGGCU